This is a messenger RNA of Spea bombifrons (plains spadefoot toad), 2443 nucleotides long. RefSeq names its product RNA-binding protein 14-like. The transcript is spliced from 4 exons. The record is from RefSeq and is a predicted model, not a curated record. NCBI's taxonomy places the organism in Eukaryota, Metazoa, Chordata, Amphibia, Anura, Pelobatidae. Gene Ontology annotation, cellular component: cytosol. Gene Ontology annotation, molecular function: mRNA binding. Bases 312 to 1958 code for a protein of 548 amino acids.
GAACACCUCGUUAACGUCUUUUGUUGAGAUAAGAAUAAGGAGAGCCGGAUAUUGUCGUUAUACCCCGGGUUGGAAGCGUACUGUUCGUAGUACUCGUAUACAUUGCUGGCGGAUGAAGAUAUAUAGUCGUCGCUUUAUAUAUUUACAAUAACUGUUAAUUGUACUAUAUAUUCAUUCGCGUCCUAAGCGUCAAUUUUUUUCUAGCGGUAUUGUUGGGAAAAGGCGCGAUUUAAACGGCGUUUCGUCACUUGCGGCGCUAACUCACUCCGGCGUUUCCACAUUUUCCCAGGCGCGCGAACAACCUGGAAGUCAUGAAGAUUUUCAUUGGCAACGUGGACGACCGGACCACCCAGGACGAGCUGAGCGCCUUGUUCGAGAAAUAUGGCACGGUGGUUAGCUGCGCCGUAAUGAAGCAAUACGCGUUCGUCCACAUGCGGGGGACGGAUAACGCCAUGAAGGCUAUCGAGGAGCUGAACGGUCGGGAGCUCCACGGCAAAAAGAUGGUGGUGGAGCUGUCCAAACCCAGGCCUUCCAACACUUGCAAGAUAUUUGUGGGAAACGUUAGCACGGCCUGCGAUGUUUCCGAGCUCCGCAAAAUGUUCGAGGCGUACGGGAGGGUGGUGGAGUGCGACGUGGUGAAAGACUAUGCGUUCGUUCACAUGGAGAAAGAAACUGACGCUAGGGAGGCCAUCAAGAAGCUGAAUGGGAAAGAGCUUAAAGGCAAAAGGAUUAAUGUGGAACUUUCCAACAAAACCCAGAAGCCUAUGAGUGCUAAUGGUAGCUCUCACGGUUACCGCUCACGCAGGUCGCAUGAUCCCAGAGAGCCUCCACAAGGCCGCCCUGAUCCUUACGAUCGCAGGAGAGCCACAGAAGCGGCGUACGCCUCAUAUGCGCUUAAAUCCCCGUACGAGCGUCAUGCAGAAUCGGCUCGUUAUGGCUCCUAUGAAAACCGCCCCCGCCCCCCUUCCCCAAUGUACUACUCAAGAGACAGGAGCCCUAUGCGGAGAUCACCAUCCCGACAAUCCUAUACGGCUGCAGACGCAUCAGCUGUCUUAGCAUCGGCGUACCGAUCCCAAGGUGGGCUGGCGUCCGCCUAUGGGAACCAAAACGCUGCAGCAUUGGCCUCUGCUUAUGGAAGCCAGCCUGCCGCCGCCUAUGGGGGCCAGCCCAAUGCUUAUGGUUGCCAACCCAAUGCCUAUGGUAGCCAGACCGCCGCUUAUGGUAGCCAGACCGCCGCUUAUGGGAGCCAGCCCAAUGCUUAUGGGAGCCAGACCGCCGCUUAUGGAAGCCAGCCCAAUGCUUAUGGGAGCCAGACCGCCGCUUAUGGGAGCCAGUCCAAUGCUUAUGGGAGCCAGAACGCUGCAUAUGUAACACCAUCGACGCCAUAUGGGUCAGAUCAAGCAUCUUAUGGCAACCAAGGUUCUUCAUAUGGGGCCCAAGGGUCUGCAUUGUCUGCCUAUGGCACUCAAAUGCCAUCACUAGGGUCGUCCAUAAGCGGGCAAACUUCGUCAAACAUUUAUGCUUCACAGCCAUCUUCUACUACCCCUUAUGCUGCGGCGUCAGCAGCACUGGCUAGUGCAUAUCGGCAGCAACAGAGCUCUGGCUGCGAGGCACAGUUCUCUAACCUCGGUCAACCACCUGCAAUGUCCAAUAUGCCACCUGGUAUGGCUGGUGCUACAGUGUAUGAACGCACUCGCCUUUCCCCUCCAAGUGGUGCUCUUACCGACAAUUACACCAAAACGCCAGACAAUCUUAAAAGGUUUGCUUCCGAUCGCCAUUUUUCUGAAAUGUCUGAUUACCGCCGUUUAGCAGAGUCAGAGGCUUCCUAUCGUCGAUCCCCUCCUAAAUCUCAGAUGGAGUAUCAACGCCCACUGGAUUCUUUUACUAAUUACCCGCAGUAUUCUUCUGAUUACUUAAGAACGGCACAACUUCCUUCUGGCUACCAGCGUCGUUUGUAAAGUUUGCUUUUAGGGGAACUGUAGAAUUGAGGUUAUUGGUUGAUUGAAAUGUUUGUGUAAAAACAUUGAAAGGCAGGAUUUUGUAAUUUAAAAAAAUGUAGCAUGCUUUUUAUUGGUUUGGUUUCUUGGUUGAUUUACAUAUAUAUGUAUAUAUUUUUCUUUUUAUACAUUCCUUCACACUUGCCGUGAUGACGUGCAGAGUAUAGACUGCUUCAGGCUCAGUCAUGAAUAACCACUUUGCUAUUCUUUACUACUUUGCAGGUAUACAGACUGUACCAAAAUGUUACUUUGUAGACAAAAAAAUGUUAAUUACCCACCGGAUUGUGGUUUUCUCGCCUGUCGCUAUGUAUUAAAAUUUAAGAUGAAAUGGUGUAUAAUGCAUAUGACUUUGGAGCUGGGAUUUGUAAGUUGGGGAAAUUAUAUUUUGGAGGGCUUUCUCGAGCAAAUUUAUAUUAAAGAAUGCAGUAUUUUGUUCUUACAUAAAA